AUGUUCGGAAAAUUUGGAAAUAUGUUCGGAAUGAAGAAGUCUGAUCCCCCUGAUCCAGAUCGUCAAAAACUUUAUGAGGAAGAUUUCGAUGCUGAACCAGGUGCUGUUCGACGAGGAAGAAAGGUUGUUUAUAAGGAUUACUCACCAUACUGUGGAGAUAAACCUCUUCGGUUGCAGGAGAAAAUUAAAUUGAAAAUUAAUCGGAAUUUAAUGGAGAUGAAAUAUUUGGAUUCGAAAAACUAUAAGGAUGGAUCGAUAUUUGGUUUAAGAGCUGGUGUGCGUGAGGUUAUCAAGUCUUGUUAUGGAAAUGAGAAUAUUGAUCCGAAUUUCAUUGACUCAGAACUGGAAGCUAUGGAAAAUGCGAUUAAAAGCGGGCAGACUAUUGAUUCCAAGUUUCAUUUUUUUCCUGAUGAGAAUUGCAAAACAAUAAAUGAGUUAGUAAAGGAAAGGGGAUUUGUGCUGAUCCAAGCUACAUCGGAUAUGGUGGAAGGGUAUAACUCGUCAAUUUUAGCGAGUGAAGAGGUGAAUCCAGGGACUGUUCAAACUGGGAAUGACGUGAGCAAAGAGAAGGGUAUUUUUGGGAUUAAUCCUAUGAGCUCUGUGCCUAAUGCUACAUUGCCUCCUACUUUUGUGAAGUCAGAUGUAUUCCCUGGUUCAGAUUCAAUCCUUAUGAAUUCACGUAAAUUUCCAAAUAUUUCCCCUGUGAUUGCGAGUUCUGUGGAUAGUUCUUUGAAUGAUGCUGUUAUGAAUGAUUCUAAUAUUGAGGGUUCCAAUUUGAAUGAUGAGAAUGAAAAUAUAUCAAACAUACAACAGGGAGAUAAAUCUAUGAAUAAGGAUAUGAAUCUAAAAACAGAACAGGGGAGUAAUUUUUUGAAUUUGAAAUGGGAUAAAGAUCCAAAGAUUGUGGAUAGUUCUUUGAAUCCAAGUUUGUCUACAGCAGCUAAAUUGGUUAGUGAAUAUAACAAGAAGUCUUAUGCUAGAAUGGUUGAUUCUUCUAAUAGUGUGGUUGACCUUAACAUCAAAGUAAUCCCUAAAGCUGAUGGGAAACCUAUUGGUAAAGUUGAAUUACCAUACGCGGAUUUGAUGUUAGGAGGAGCUCCAUAUCAUGCUACUCUCUAUGGUUUUUUUGUGGGUAAGAAAUUAGCUUUUCUUACUGUUAACCAUUUUACUUUCAAGAUGUGGAAGGCCUUUGGUUUGAAGGACAUAAUGGUGAAUGAUGAAGGAUUCUUUUUCUUUAAAUUUGAAUCUAAGGAAGGCAUGACAAGUGUUCUGGAAGGAGGGCCAUGGCUCAUCAAUAAUGUGCCUUUAUUCAUUCAAAGAUGGAGGCCUGGGCUAGUUUUAAGCAAACCACAAAUUAGUUCAGUGCCGGUUUGGGUUAAAGUUUUUAAUGUUCCCCUGGAGUAUUAG
Molecule: messenger RNA, 1407 nt
Organism: Lactuca saligna
Lineage: Eukaryota; Viridiplantae; Streptophyta; Magnoliopsida; Asterales; Asteraceae
Source: the annotation of a GenBank genome assembly